AUGUUUCACAGACUUCAUGGUGUUUCACCUCAAUGCUAUGAUGCGAAACAAGGAGGAGAAGGUGGCUCCCAAGUUACAAAGAACGGACAUCUCAAAGCUGCUUUCAAACCAGUCAUCAUGCAACAGCCUAAGGGGAAGGAAAAACUAUUCAGUGAAGACCUCAUUAUUGACAACGACGAAGAUGAAGAACCUGAUGAAGCUGAGUUUAGAAGGCGGAAGGCUCGUGAAGCAGAAUUGGAUGAAAAUUCCAGUAUUGUCAGGGAGGCAGAAGAAAAGGAAAGGGAUGAAAAGGAAGCUCAAACCACACUUAAUAGCAAAAUGCUAUUAUUUCCUAAGUGGACCCUGAAGUGA
Messenger RNA from Lactuca saligna, 351 nucleotides. The record is from the annotation of a GenBank genome assembly. Lineage: Eukaryota; Viridiplantae; Streptophyta; Magnoliopsida; Asterales; Asteraceae.